AUGGCGAACGGGCUGCCGUGGGUGGGCUGUGUAACACUAGCAGACUCAACUCAACCCUUGCGUACGACAGAGACGUCGAGUAUGGGUCUCAGACAUCGCAUCUUGAAGAGCUUGGAGGUCCCUCACCAAGAAGGACGAAAAGCCGACCGGUGGCAUAACCAUGACCUUAUGCCUGUUGAUUUGCCCCGCAGGACUUGGGGCGCACGUCAAUUUGUUGAGCUGUGGAUACUCAUCAAUAUGAACAUCUCUGGUUAUCAGACAGGCUCAUCGCUCGUUGCGAGUGGGCUCAAAUGGUGGCAGGCGGUCAUCUGCAUAAUCGUCGGGAACAUAUUUUCUGCCACUUUUUGCACACUCAAUUCGACUUCCGGGGCAUACUAUCACAUUGGGUACCCAGCCAUUGUCCGAAUCGCUUGGGGCAUGAAUGGCAGCUACUUUGCGCUCAUGAACCGGAUACUUCUCGCUGUCGUCUGGUUUGCAGUGCAGGCGUGGAACGGCGGUCUAUGUGUUCUUGUGUGCCUACGCGCAAUUUUCCCUGGACACAUUGAUGCCAUUCCGAACCCAUUCCCUGCCAGCGCAGGCAUGGACGGCGCACAGUUCAUGUGUUAUAUAUUGUUCAUGCUUAUCUGCGCUCCUCUCGCGUACAUUCAUCCGCACAAGCUCAACACAUUCUUCAAGAGUUGUGCCGUAUUCGUGUUCGUCAACCAGAUUGCAAUGCUCAUCUGGGCCCUGGCGACGAUGAAGGGCGGGCUGGCAAGUAGCGUGCUCACUGCACACGUUGCCCUGAGCAAGACCGACCUUGCAUGGACGAUUUGCGGUGGUAUCAUGGCCCAGAUCGGGUAUAUUUCUGCUGCUAUCCUCAACAACAACGACUUCACGCGUUUUGCAAAAGCGCCAGAACGACGGGCAAUUGUUGCGCAAGCUCUCAUUUUCCCAUCUGUCGGUUUCUUGACCGCUUUGUGCGGGAUUCUCAUUACCGCUGCCACGACGGAGCGGUACGGCGAGGCCAUAUGGAACCCGCCGAUCCUCCUCUUAACCGCUCAGAAGAGUGGCGGCUCUGGAUCUCGAGCGUCCACAUUUUUCUGUGGACUUGCAUGGAUUAUUACCCAGCUUGGCAUCAACGUCCCUGGAAAUCUGAUUGCUAGCGGGGUUGAUGUCGCUGCUCUUUGCCCAAGAUAUAUCAACCUCCGACGAGGGUCAUACCUCAUUCUGCUUGUUUCCGUAUGUGUCAACCCAUGGCAGCUCCUUAGUACGUCAAACGUGUUCCUCAACGUUCUGGGUGCCUACUCUGUGUUCCUCGGUCCCAUGACUGGCUUGAUGGUCAGCCAGUAUUAUGUGGUCCAGAAGCGCUACUUCAAAAUAUCUGACGUCUAUAUUGGCGACAAGCGCUCGAUUUACUGGUACACCUACGGUAUGAACUGGCGUGCGUUCGCUGCGUUUUUCAGCGGCGUCGCGCCGUGUAUUACUGGUUUUGUUGGUGCAGUGUCGCCCCACCCCGUAAGCCAGACGGCCACACGGCUCUACAACCUCAACUACGUGCUCAGCUUCGUGAUUGCGUUCGUAUUCUACUGGGCCUUGCACGCUAUGUUUCCUGUCACCGAGCAACGCGAGUUCGUGGAGGCCAUGGAGCGCACGGGCGCUCCGAAGAACCUGGACGGACUGCAGGCGUUCUUGGCCGAGGCCGAUAGCAAGUCGCUAGAUGGAUCGUCUCAAGCGGGUGAUGUGGACGAGAAAGCGUAG
This is a messenger RNA of Postia placenta MAD-698-R-SB12, 1737 nucleotides long. RefSeq lists its product as hypothetical. The record is from RefSeq and is a predicted model, not a curated record. Gene Ontology annotation, biological process: transmembrane transport; nucleobase transport. Gene Ontology annotation, molecular function: nucleobase transmembrane transporter activity. Gene Ontology annotation, cellular component: plasma membrane. NCBI's taxonomy places the organism in Eukaryota, Fungi, Basidiomycota, Agaricomycetes, Polyporales, Adustoporiaceae. The transcript has 6 exons. Bases 1 to 1737 code for a protein of 578 amino acids.